ACAUGAUAACAACAACUACUCUUUUUGAGAUUUCAAACUGGAUGCUGGCAAGUGUUAUUUAAAAACAAAGAAAGUCUUACUUAAAAAUGGAGUUCGAGAACCUGCAAGUUGAAGUUCCUUUGGAUGACGAAAACGAUCGUAGCAAAGAACAGGUUUUAGAUCCAAAGUGGGAGAAAGUAUAUCACAAUCAAUCAAAAGGUUUUGUUGUUGGGUUAGAUUUGCAUUCGAAAGAAGCUGUUUCACGGAAAGAAAGAAGGGCAAAACGUUUCGGGGUGAAGUCUACUGAGGGUGAAGAUGUGGAAACAAAAGAUCCUUUUAAGAAUAUAGAACUUAAUAGAAUCGAAUUUCCUCCAGUUACAGAUGCGGCAAAUGCUGAAAGUCGGCCAGAGUCCUUGCUCCUUUAUGGUGUCGGUAAGAUGAGCACUAAAGAUGUGUUUCACUAUUUUAAAAGUCACGGCCCUGAUACCAUGGAGUGGAUUGAUGAUGACUCGUGUAAUGUUGUGUGGGAAACAGAGAAAAUGGCACAAACAGCUAUGAAUGACAUGAGUAGGUCUUAUGAUGAGCUUAAAGAAUUCAUUGGAGGCAUUGAAGAUGAUGAAAGAAAUGAAGAGGCUGCAAAAAUUUGGAGAAUAGCACGACCAUACAAAAAGUCUGACUGUUUAUUUUUAAGAACAUCUACUGUGGAAGACAAAAAGUUGCCUGGGGCAGCAAAGAGAAGUUUAUACUAUCUUGCCCAUGGGAAUGGCAGGCAGUCAGCAGGAAAACCAGGACUUAUAAGUUCAUCAAGAAAAAGGAAAAUGCAGCAAGCAAAUGAGUUUGUUAAAGAAAAUCUUAACUCUAAAAAGCCUGAUGUUCAGUUUAUGUCUUUAGGUGAUAAAAAUACAGCAAGUAAUUUGGAACCAGAUGAUGAAGUCAUGGAUGUGGAUGAGGAGCUCGACUUUAUACCAUUGAAAGCGCCAAGAAGUAUUGCAGAUAAAUCUUCUCAAGGAGGAAUGUAUGCUGAUAGAAUUGGAACAAGAAAUGCAAAUCAGGGUGGUUUGCCAAAAUUUGGAAGAGAAGAAAAUCUUAAAAUAGAAGUUAGGAACUUCAAAGAAAGCUCAUCAAAAUGGACAUCCGGAAGGAGAAAUCAGCACAAAAGGGAUGGUUCAAACAGUGAAGAUGAAAGUGAUGAUGAAGAACUUGAUUCAGACACAGAAGUUGUUCUUCCUGAUUCCACUGAAAGGGAGAAAAGCCAAAAAGAAGACUUAAGAAACAACAGUGACAACAGUGACGAUCUGAGGGAGGAAAUUGCUUCUCGGGAUCUAAGGGCAAAGAUUGACAACAGUAACUCAACAGAGAAAAACAUGCCAGAUCUUAGACAAAAGUUGCAACAGAAAAAGAACCAUUUAGGACUUACUAAAGAGCAACUUAAUUUGUGCAUUGAAGUGACAGAGGUAUCUGAUGAAGACUAGCGUCAAGUCUUUUAUUUUCUUGAGCUAUUCUGACAAUUAAAACUCCCCUUGUACACUGACUGCAUGAAUAAACCCAUUAUUGCUGAGGGAAAAAUAAAGGAUGUACAACUAAAGAUUCAAUUUGCACAAUAUUAAGAUGUUUCCAUGUGCAUGUUAGAAGUUACAAGUGUUAUGAUGUCUUCUUUUGUGUUUUAAGCAAAAUACUGUUUUUAGUGAAACAUUUUGCUUUCAAAUGUCCCAAUCCAUUAACAUUUACAUGAUGAUUUGCUGUCCCUCUCCAUUGUUACUGACCUCCUCAGAUGAAUAUGAUCUAGGGCUGCCCCCUUUAUACGUUUUAAUAUAUUUCGCCAAUUAGAGUCUAACACAAAAAAAACAGUAAGUAUCAUCUCUGAUGAAAGUCAUUGCAAGAGAAAUCAAAUUGAAAUAAAAAUAUGAUGUAAAAAUACAAGCAUUUCUUUUUGCUACAUUUGCAAUUAAUGUUUGUGCAUUUUAAUUGUGCAAGUGUUUAAUGAAAAAUAUAUUAUGGAGCCAAGCUGAUAUAAAUAAGACUUAAAAGCAA
Messenger RNA from Rhopilema esculentum, 2010 nucleotides. RefSeq lists its product as uncharacterized. The record is from RefSeq and is a predicted model, not a curated record. Gene Ontology annotation, molecular function: RNA 7-methylguanosine cap binding; mRNA binding. Gene Ontology annotation, cellular component: nucleus. Lineage: Eukaryota; Metazoa; Cnidaria; Scyphozoa; Rhizostomeae; Rhizostomatidae.